Suillus paluster is the source of this 669-nucleotide messenger RNA. RefSeq lists its product as uncharacterized. Gene Ontology annotation, molecular function: cysteine-type peptidase activity. The transcript has a single exon. The annotation marks the transcript as partial. Gene Ontology annotation, biological process: proteolysis. The record is from RefSeq and is a predicted model, not a curated record. Lineage: Eukaryota; Fungi; Basidiomycota; Agaricomycetes; Boletales; Suillaceae.
UUAAUUGAUAAGGUUUAUGAUGCUCUUGGCCAUGUUUUCUGGUCUGCAAACAUCAGAGGCUUCAGUAACUUGAAGUGGACAGUCGAACUGGCUGCAUAUUGCACAGAUGAGUGGCUAUCUGAUGUCCAUGAAAAUCAAAUGCUCAACUUACUUUGGGGAAGGUUACAACACAAACCUGGAGAUCAGCAGAUUGAAAUUGAGAGUGUGUACUUCUACGUUCUCUUGAAGAGAGGAUAUGAAGCAUGUACCUCAGGGGAGUAUGAAGACAGCCGUCAUUUCGCAUGCAUACACAAGGCUGGGCAUGCACUGUUGUCGGGCCUUGGUCAUUGCAUUGGCUUCCUCAUAAAUGUCAAUAGAAACCACUGGGUGACAGUCAUUAUCAACUUCAAAUCUCAUUCCAUCCUCUACAGUGACUCACUCAAUCAAGAGCCUUUGAAUGACAUGCUUACUGUACUGCAUUGGUGGAUGUAUCAUCAUACUGGUCAUCAGUUCACUACACGUCCACUCGCAAUCACUUACCAAAAAGAUGCCUUCUCAUGUGGUCUCCUUUCCUUUAAUGCCCUCACACAUCAUUGUCUUUCUACGGAGUAUCCCCUGAUUGCUCUUUCACAUGUGAGGAAUGGACGGCUUGAGAUCCUGUUAGACAUUAUCAAUCACCAUCUCGACCAG